UUUAUCCCAUUAAUAUCUUCAAAAGACAAUAUAAUAUCAACAGAAGCAGCUAUAAAGUAUUUUAUUAUUCAAGUUAUAGCUUCAUCUAUAUUAUUGACUUUCGUUAUAUUAGAUAAUAUUCUGCUUAUUUUAAAUAAAAAUAUGAUCAAUUCAGCUAUUUCUAUUCCACUGUGCAUCACCUUUUCAUAUAUGAUUUCCAUCUGUAAUAGAAGGAUUAUCAUGAUUAAAUUGUUUUAUUCUAAUAACAUGACAAAAAUUAGCUCCAUUUAUUAUUUUAUCUUACUUAUAUUAUCAACCUAUAAUAUUUUUCGUGAUAAUUUCAUCCUUUAUUAUUGGUUCCAUUGGUGGUUUCAAUCAAACAUCAACACGAAAAUUCAUAACUUACUCAUCCAU
Messenger RNA from Gryllus bimaculatus (two-spotted cricket), 393 nucleotides. The record is from the annotation of a GenBank genome assembly. NCBI's taxonomy places the organism in Eukaryota, Metazoa, Arthropoda, Insecta, Orthoptera, Gryllidae.